CGUUUUCCAAUUGUACGGUAGCCGCGAGGGACAAACGUCAGACGCGACCAGACGCAGAACAGCUGAGAACCUCAGGGCUAAUUUAACUGCCUCACCAAACUGUCAGAACCAUGAUGGAACUUUCAUUUCAAUCCAUGAAGGUCGCUCAUCAAGCCCGAGAGGCGGAUGAGCUGAGAACUGAGAUGAGGAAGAAGAGCCUCCUCAUCCUCAUCUACCAACAUCUGCUGGGGCAAGGCUACGUGGCAGCAGCUGUGGCUCUGGAUCAGGAGACGAAUGGAGGCGUGAAGAAGUUCGAGGUUUGUGACAACAUCGACCUGGAGAUGAUGUUGAUGGAAUAUGAAAGUUAUCACUAUGUCAAGUUCCAGAAAUACCCCAAACUCAUCAGAAGAACAACAGAGCCAGGGGAGAACAGAUAUGCUAAAAGUGGUGGAGUAAAAAGGAGUCCUUGCUCAGCUGUUAAACCUCUUCCCAAAAUCAACCCAUCUCAAAGCCCACAGUCUGCUGCAGUCGGAGCAAAGAAGCCAGCCACUGCUGCACAUACAAAUGAGAAUGGCUCCUCUGUUCCUCCAGAGUCAUCAGAGUUUGGUCUCAACGUUUCCUCGAUCAGAAAUGGUCCUGCUGGAGACACAUCUGUGAGCAGGAAGGGUCAUGUGAUCGAUGGUAAAGUCUCAAUCCAUGAUACUAGAGGAGCUGGCACUGACUCAGACCACAUGGAACGACUGCUGAAGCCCCUCAGUGGCUUUUCUGGAAUGAGUGGAGAGAUGAGAGAACUGGCUUCAAUCAUCAGCAGGGACAUCUAUUUACACAGCCCCAAUGUGCGGUGGGAGGACAUCAUCGGCCUGAAUGACGCUAAGCGAUUAGUCAAAGAGGCCGUCGUCUAUCCCAUUAAGUACCCCCAGCUAUUUACAGGCAUCCUGUCUCCAUGGAAGGGGCUGCUGCUCUACGGCCCUCCGGGUACAGGUAAGACCCUGCUGGCCAAGGCUGUGGCUACAGAGUGCAAAACAACCUUCUUCAACAUCUCAGCCUCCAGCAUUGUUAGCAAGUGGAGGGGAGACUCUGAGAAACUGGUCAGGGUUCUCUUUGAGCUGGCCAGGUAUCACGCUCCUUCCACCAUCUUCCUAGAUGAGCUAGAGUCAGUGAUGGGUCAAAGAGGAACCAGCUUAGGAGGAGAGCAUGAGGGGAGUCGAAGGAUGAAGACCGAGCUGCUGGUUCAGAUGGACGGCUUGGCAAAAUCAGAGGACCUGGUCUUUGUACUAGCAGCCUCCAACCUGCCCUGGGAACUGGAUCACGCCAUGCUGAGGAGGCUCGAGAAGAGGAUUCUAGUGAGUCUUCCAUCCUUGCAAGCUCGCAAAGCCAUGAUCUCACAUUGGCUGCCUCCUCUUAACUCUACAGGAGGAGUGGAUCUACGCACAGAGCUGGACUACGAAACACUAGCAGAGGACAUAGAAGGUUACUCUGGCUCUGAUAUCAGGUUGGUUUGUAAGGAAGCCGCCAUGAGACCAGUGCGGAAGAUCUUUGAUGCACUCGAGUCACAUAAAGAGGCAGGAGACACCAACAUGCCUGCAAUCCAGCUAGACACGGUGACCACAGCUGACUGCCUGGAAGUCAUCGCACACACCAAACCCUCUGCCCGAAACCUGAUGGACAGAUAUGCAGCGUGGGAGAAGGAGUAUGAAUCUGUCUGACUGACCUUUUAGCAUGAGGACACAUGCUCUUACACAAACUCCACAACCUGACAGAGAAGCUACUUUACACUUAGUUGGAGCCAUAUUUAUUCAUUACAUGUUACAUAUAUAUCUGUAACAGGUUUUAAAUCACUUACUUCUUAGAGACCUCUAAAACCAUCCUUAGAUUA
This is a messenger RNA of Betta splendens (Siamese fighting fish), 1855 nucleotides long. It is a transcript of the gene katnal2, whose product is annotated as katanin p60 subunit A-like 2. Gene Ontology annotation, molecular function: ATP binding; ATP hydrolysis activity; protein binding. Bases 111 to 1685 code for a protein of 524 amino acids. NCBI's taxonomy places the organism in Eukaryota, Metazoa, Chordata, Actinopteri, Anabantiformes, Osphronemidae. The transcript is spliced from 16 exons. The record is from RefSeq and is a predicted model, not a curated record.